Messenger RNA from Ananas comosus (pineapple), 970 nucleotides. RefSeq lists its product as uncharacterized. The transcript has 8 exons. Bases 446 to 868 code for a protein of 140 amino acids. Lineage: Eukaryota; Viridiplantae; Streptophyta; Magnoliopsida; Poales; Bromeliaceae. The record is from RefSeq and is a predicted model, not a curated record.
UUCCAUCCCUCGAUUGAAUGUGUCCUUUUGCAUCAAUGAAGUAACUAUUAUUGGAUGCUGACGUAGGUUUUUUUUUUUUUCGUAAUUGUCUUUUCCAAGGUUGUUGUUGAGAGAUUUUCAAGGACUAAUCUUCCAGAGAUAGAGAAGAGAAAGUAUGUCAAUACUUAAGAGAAAGUAUGUCAAUACUUUUUCCAACCGACUUGGCCCUGUGAAUCUGGUGGUUCCCAACCUUCAUAUAUGGGUUUCUGGUCCCUCACGACAUGUUCGUCGGGCAGUUCAUUCACAUUCUAAGAAGCAGGAUGCACCUUCCUUCUGGGAAAGCACUUUUCAUUUUCAUUCAGGAUACUUUGCCUCAAACAGCAAGCAUCAUGGAUUCUAUAUACCAACAAUACAAAGAUGAGGAUGGAUUCCUUUACAUGUGCUACAGCAGUGAGAAGACCUUUGGAUGAGGCUCACUACUUUGAUUGCAAAAUACAAAGAAGAAAUUCAGAAGCUUCAAGCAUCUGAGGCUGAAAUCAAGGCGCUUUCUUUUAAUUAUGCGGCGAUGUUGAAGGAGAAAGAGCAUGCUUUCCUUAAACAAGAGGAUGGUGAGCAAAGUCCCUAUUCUGAAUGGAAUAUUACAGGAACAUAUAAAGGAAGGUGGAGCUUUGAAGAGACAAUAAAUGGGUCUUCUAGGUUUCUAGAAUUUGAAAAAUCUGAUGGUUUAUCUGUCUUGGAAUUAAUCAGUACUCCGACAAAGAUAAGGGGUGUACACUAUAAUCAGGGCAUUAUAGUUUUCGCUUCAGUAAUGGGAACUCUUGGCCUUCAAGUACUAAUAGAAUCUGGCCGUCAGCUUAUUACGAAGAACAGCUGGAGCUGCGAAAAUUGAAGUGGGAAGCAAGAGUUCCAACCAUGCGGAGUUUGUUAUUUUUUUGCUACAUUUUGAACAAGUAUUUUUUGUUAGAACUUAUGUUUGAAAUUUAAUUUGAAU